AAAGAAAAAUCAAAGAACAAGUGCAAGAUUUAAAUAAUAGCACGGUUGUGCAACUUAAUGAAAAUUCCAAAGUAGCAAUCCAAGACUAUCCUUCAAUUAAUAGCAAUGAAGAAUCAAUCCUAAUAUACUCUAUUAAUAGAAAGAAUAAAAUCAUUCAGAUUGAUGAUA
Messenger RNA from Racocetra persica, 168 nucleotides. The record is from the annotation of a GenBank genome assembly. Lineage: Eukaryota; Fungi; Glomeromycota; Glomeromycetes; Diversisporales; Gigasporaceae.